AUGGGGGAGGAUGAGUUUUUCAUUCCUCAUGAAGGUAGAACCAUCAACCCCACCUCUCCUUCUCACCCUACUUUAGCUGAAUUGAGUGCUCAGAUGUCUCAGUUCCUAAAGGUAGCUUUGCAGCUAGGUGGAGGUGAAAGGGCUGGAGCUAUUGGUUACAGAUUCAUCGACAAGCCAACAUCAAUUUCGAAGAAUAUUGGACUUCCUUGGUAUGCCAAGAGAAAUUUAUUAUCUAAGAUGGGUUUGGAGACAUGCAAUCCAUACAACUAUGAGGUGAAGAAUUUUGCUUUUUCUGUCCUCCGUCCUAAUUCCACCUCUUGGUUUGCUCUUGCUCCUCAUGUUACUCACAUUCCCUUCCAUGUAGCCACCAUGCCACCACCAUUGGCUGCCACCUACUUGCUGACUGCACCACCCACAUCAUCCUCCGCUGCCUCUUUUGCCUUGGAGCAGCUCUGCCCCCUUGCGCACAUACCACCCACGACCCCUUUGUCUCUCCACUUCCGCCACAAAACCCACCCCCCUCUAACCCACCCCAUACUACUCGUACCCCUCCACAAACCAAGAACCUAA
Prunus armeniaca (apricot) is the source of this 570-nucleotide messenger RNA. Lineage: Eukaryota; Viridiplantae; Streptophyta; Magnoliopsida; Rosales; Rosaceae. The record is from the annotation of a GenBank genome assembly.